Messenger RNA from Cydia splendana, 2306 nucleotides. RefSeq lists its product as uncharacterized. Gene Ontology annotation, molecular function: peptidase inhibitor activity. NCBI's taxonomy places the organism in Eukaryota, Metazoa, Arthropoda, Insecta, Lepidoptera, Tortricidae. The record is from RefSeq and is a predicted model, not a curated record. The coding region runs from base 1 to 2250 and encodes 749 amino acids. The transcript is spliced from 12 exons.
AUGUCAGGGAGUAUUGGGAUCCUAGGUGUCGACAUCUCCAGUGACGUCCAAUUCCGUAGCCACCUGGAAGUUCCCUCAUUAGAAGAACAAAUCCACCUCUUCAACCCGUCAAGAUUAUCCGAUCUCCCCAAUGUGCACACCGGGGCCAAGUGUAAACCCGGAAAGUUAUACCGCGCGGAUUGCAACAAAUGCAUUUGCACCAAAUACGAGAGUCUGUUGUGCGAGAAACUGCUAUGUCCGAACUAUGAAGAAACUUAUAAACUUCAGGCUCAGGAAAUGUCUGGCUACAAAACGCUCGUGAUACUAUUCAACGUCCAUGAUCAUGCUUUCCAACGUCCAACGUUCAGUAAUCGAGUGACUGCUCGCAACACGCGCUGUGUUGUGUGUGACUGCGCGGGCGUGAUCAAAGCGGGUCGCGCGCGCGGCGCGCCGGCGGGCCGCUGCGUCCAAGCGCAGAUCGCGCGCGCGACGCGCUCGCGUCACGCUCGCAUCGCGCCCCGCUCACGCCGUGCUUUGAAAACGCUCAUGUCUGACGGAGCCUUUACUAAGACUCCACUGCCCAACAGACCGCCAUGUAUUUGCACGGCUAAGGGCGAACAACUCUGUUCAUCAUCAUUAAUUCUCGUCGGAGCUCCGAAGAAGAGGAUCAGGCCCUUAGAGCAAGCGUUUUCGGACCCACACAGCGGGAAGAAGUGUACGCCUGGUGUGGUUUAUAAAAAAGAAUGCAACACUUGCUCAUGUUCAAAAAAACAACUUCUCCGCUGCACAACAAUGACGUGUCUCAGCGAAGACGAGGCAUUAAAACUUUUCAUAGGAAGUCGCAGGCCUCGCAAACAUCGCCGUCGGCCUCAAGAAAAAACGGUUCGCCCGCCAAAACGAACUGAAGGGCAGGUAACUUUCUUGGGCUCAAGUCCCAAGGAGCAACCUGGAACGAGUAGGCCUCUAAAAGUUCGCCAUCCUCGGCUUCUCAAAGAAAAAACGGUUCGUCCUCCAAAACGAGUUGAAGGACGGACACCAUUCUUGGACGCACAUUUCUUGGACUCAAGUGCCGAGGAUGAGCCUAGAACGAGUAGGCCUCGCAAGCCUCAUCGACCUCUUCAAGAAAAAACGGUUCAUCCGCCAAUGCACUCAAGUGCUGAGGAGCAACCUGGAACUAAUAGGCCUCGAAGAUUAUCUAAAAAGGUCAAAGAAUUCGAUAAAGCGUUUCUAGAUGGCAAAAAGUGUGAACCUCAUGUAGUAUAUCGAAAACGAUGCUCCGGCCCGGUCCGGUCUAACGUGAGUCAUCCUUUAUUUGACUCGAGUGUUAAAAGGGCAGUUAAAAUUAGCAUUACAUAUACAACAAUGGAUAGGAAACCACGUAUUCUAAUACUUAUAACUUUGUAUUGUAUUUCUUCAACAGAAGCAGUUUUUUCUCAAAAUAAGUAUAUUAGAACUGAAAUCAAUGAUGGCGAAGUAUGCGUCAAAGGACAGUUAUACAGGAAGGACUGUAAUACUUGCCACUGCAUCGGCUCGCAUUUAGUGUGUACCAAAAUGGGAUGUUUGAGACACGCCAAAGGAAGGACAUCCAACGAGGACCAACGGAACAGUAACGAACAAGUCUGCGUCCCGGGGAAGUUCUAUAAGGAUGGGUGUAAAAGAUGCUUCUGUAGUGAGGAGAAGCGGCUGCUAUGUGGUCCUAUAGACUGCAAUACAGUUAGUAAACUCCCAACAACGCACGAGGCCAUCCAUUCUCACAGUAAAUAUUCCCCCUCACAACAACACGAGCUUCCUAUUCUGAAGCAUAGAUCCUCCGAAUGUACCCCCGGAUCGUCUUAUCGACUCGACUGCAACACCUGUCUCUGUCUUGCCAACGGGAACCUGCAGUGUGGACAGAUGCUCUGUCCUAGUCAUGAUGAUUUGCACAUAGUUAAAGCGAAAGCUUUGUCAGGCCAACCAUGCGACGACCUUGACAUUAUAGAUAAAAAUCUGGAAUGCGUGCUAUGUCAAUGCGUAGGCGGCACCAAUGUAUGCCACGCUAAACCCAACUGUGAGCCGGCCAAGAAACAUGAACCGAUCGAGGAGAACUCAGGGAAAGAAUGCACCCCGGGGAUGAUAUACAAGCGAGCCUGCAACAAGUGUUUGUGCACAGAAACCCACAGUCUCCGAUGCACAAUGAAGAGUUGCCUCAGCAAAGCGCAAGCCAGCCGUGCUCACAUGAUACGGAAGGCCUGGGUGGACUAUACAUUGCGGAAGGCAGGGAAGAAAACUUAAUUUUAUUAUUAAGAUUUUGUUAAUAAAUGAGCAUAACUAGUUUUGCAUUACGUCUA